ACGAGGCUUGGGCAGCGGAAGUCCUUCUUCCCGCGGCAGUUUCCCGGGCGCACGUGUGUGUAAUGGCGGGGAUACCACUGGACAAUUGGCGGCCCGCUACGGUUGCCCUGGACACCAGUAUGGGCACCAUUAUGGUGGAGUUAUACUGGGAUCAUGCUCCCCGAACUUGUAAGAACUUCGCGGAGCUCUCCCGGCGCGGCUACUACAACGGCACCAAGUUCCACCGCGUCAUCAAGGACUUUAUGGUCCAAGGCGGGGACCCUACAGGCACCGGGCGCGGAGGAGGCUCCAUCUACGACGGGAAACACUUUGAAGAUGAGCUCCACCCGGAGCUGAAGUUCACCGGGGCCGGUAUCCUCGCCAUGGCCAAUGCCGGGCCUGACACCAAUGGCAGCCAGUUCUUCCUCACCCUCGCCCCGUCGCAGUGGCUGGACGGCAAGCACACUAUCUUCGGGCGGGUGUGUCAGGGCCUUGGUACCCUGAACAGGCUGGGCAUGGUGGAGACGGACAGCCAGGACCGGCCGCUGGACGAGGUGAAGAUCCUCCGGGCCAACCCGCAGGGCUGAUGGAGGAGCCGGGCGUGCAUGUCCGUCUGUGGACUGGAGGAGCCGGGCGUGCAUGUCCGUCUAUGGCCCGGAGGAGCCGGGCGUGCAUGUCCGUCUAUGGCCCGGAGGAGCCGGGCGUGCAUGUCCGUCUAUGGCCCGGAGGAGCCGGGCGUGCAUGUCCGUCUAUGGACUGGAGGAGCCGGGCGUGCAUGUCCGUCUAUGGACUGGAGGAGCCGGGCGUGCAUGUCCGUCUAUGGACUGGAGGAGCCGGGCGUGCAUGUCCGUCUAUGGACUGGAGGAGCCGGGCGUGCAUGUCCGUCUAUGGACUGGAGGAGCCGGGCGUGCAUGCCCGUCUAUGGACUGGAGGAGCCGGGCGUGCAUGCCCGUCUAUGGACUGGAGGAGCCGGGCGUGCAUGCCCGUCUAUGGACUGGAGGAGCCGGGCGUGCAUGCCCGUCUAUGGACUGGAGGAGCCGGGCGUGCAUGCCCGUCUAUGGACUGGAGGAGCCGGGCGUGCAUGCCCGUCUAUGGACUGGAGGAGCCGGGCGUGCAUGCCCGUCUAUGGACUGGAGGAGCCGGGCGUGCAUGCCCGUCUAUGGACUGGAGGAGCCGGGCGUGCA
Molecule: messenger RNA, 1163 nt
Organism: Bufo bufo (common toad)
Lineage: Eukaryota; Metazoa; Chordata; Amphibia; Anura; Bufonidae
Gene: PPIL1
Product: peptidylprolyl isomerase like 1
Exons: 2
Coding region: 63-566 (167 amino acids)
Biological process (GO): protein peptidyl-prolyl isomerization; protein folding
Cellular component (GO): catalytic step 2 spliceosome
Molecular function (GO): peptidyl-prolyl cis-trans isomerase activity
Source: RefSeq, a predicted model, not a curated record